CGGACUCUGCCCCUAUGCGGGAGGCCCGGGAGGAGUCCGACCUGGAGCGGUAUCAGAGAAGCCUUCGAGACCGUGCUAGUAAAAGUAUCCAUCAACUGAAAUAUGCCUUGGUGGAAGGAGAUCCCACAUUGGGAGAAAGUGAAGUUGCAUUUGACCAGUCAUCCACAGGUAAUGAUGAGAGUGGGGAAACGGCCUGGCAGGAACUGCAACACAGUCAUGCAGUUAAUCAGCUUAAAGCUUUAUUGCAAGAGCAAGAAGGACUAGAAAGUGAAGUAUCUCCAUCAAGGAGGAGGAAGAUGUCACCCUCAAGAACUUCAAAAGCUGCAGAUCAGAGUUUGCCUACACUUUGUGAUCUUGUUCCUAUCAUUAAUGAUCAGUCCCAGUACAUUCACCACUUAGAAGCUGAAGUGAAGUUUUGCAAGGAGGAGUUGUCUGGGAUGAAAGAUCGGAUACAAGUAGUUGUGCUUGAAAAUGAGAAACUCCAUGAGGAACUGAAAUCUCUAGCUGUAGAGCAGACGUUGAGAGAACAAACUCUUUUGGAUGCUUCAGCAAAUGUUCGGAACUCCUGGACUGUAGGAGCUGAUGAUUCUUCUUUAUGUCAACCUGCCAAGUCAUCACCAUCACAUAAUAAAGAACGGGUUUUGGCCACAACAGCCACUGCAGAAACAGAAAAAUGGCAGCUAGAAUUGGAGAAGCUAAAACUUCUUUAUCAAGAAAGGACUGAUACACUUGAAGCUCAAGUACGGUCUAUAAGAAAAGAUUUAUCUGAAUCUGAGAAGAAUUGUGAAGAUUUAAAAGGAAGAUUAAAGCACCAAGAUUCUCUUAUUGCAACAAGUAAUUCCAACCGGGUUGGUGGUCUUUGUCUGAAAUGCGCACAACACGAGGCUGUUCUUUCUCAGACUCAUUCCAAUGUCCACAUGCAGACCAUUGAAAGGUUAACAAAAGAAAGAGAUGACUUAAUGGGUGCACUUGUUUCAGUAAGAAGGAACCUGAGUGAGAUGCAGCAAAGGGAAUCUAGUGCUUAUGAACAAGUAAAACAAGCUGUGCAAAUGACUGAAGAAGCCAAUUUAGAAAAAAUGAAGGCUCUAGUCCAGUGUGAACAGCUGAAAAGUGAGAUGGAAAGACAGAAAGAUCGCCUUGAAAGGGAGCUAAUUUCCCAACUAGAUAAGAGGGCCGGUGAAAAAGAAGCCCUCCGAGGAGAAAUGAAGAAAGAAAGAGAGGACUUGGCAUCAACGGUGAUGGUUUUGUCUCAGAAUGUGGCGACACUGGAGGCUCGGUUAGAGAGAAUUACAAGAGAGAAGAACUCAAUAGCUAACCAGCUAGAGGAAGCCCAAAACCAACUUACCUCUCAGGAGAUGGAAGUUAAUAAGGUGUGUGGAGAAAUGCGUUUUCAGUUGAAUCAAACCAAAAUGAAGAAGGAUGAGGCAGAAAAGGAGCACAGAGAGUACAGAACAAAAACUGUAAGGGAGCUUGAAAUUAAGGACCAGGAAAUAGAGAAAUUGGGAUUAGAGCUGAAUGAAAACAAACUGCGUUUGGAACAAGCACAGCAGGAUGCAGCAAGAGCCAAAGACGAGUGCCUAAAACUGACAGAACUGCUGGGUAAAUCUGAGCACCAACUGCACCUCACCAGAUUGAAGAAAGAAAGUAUUCAGCACAGUUUUAGCAAUGAAGCAAAGACCCGAGCCCUUCAGGCGGAGCAAAGAGAGCAGGAGCUGACACAGAAGAUGCAGCAAAUGGAGGCCCAGCAUGAUAAAACUGUGAAUGAACUGGAUUCUUUGCUGACCUCCCAGAAUACAUUCAUAGCAAAAUUGAAGGAGGAAUGUUGUAUGUUGGCAAGGAAGCUGGAACAUGUAACAGAAAAAAACAGGUCUGAAGUCAGCCAGCUUAGUCAGGAAAAUGAGUACGUUCAUGAUAGACUGGAGAAGAUGCAGAAAAGAAAUGAUGAAUUGGAAGAACAGUGUAUCCAGCAUGGGAGAAUGCAUGAGAGAAUGAAGCUGAGGUUACACCAGCUUGACAAGCAUUGCCAAACCACUGCCCAGCAGCUAGUGGAGUUACUCAACAAACAGAAUCAGCUCUUCAGAGAGAGGCAGAUGCUAACAGAGGAGGUGCAGUUCCUGCGAACACAGUUACCCUGUGUACCAGUCUGA
Emys orbicularis (European pond turtle) is the source of this 2147-nucleotide messenger RNA. RefSeq names its product SHH signaling and ciliogenesis regulator SDCCAG8 (gene SDCCAG8). Gene Ontology annotation, biological process: neuron migration; establishment of cell polarity; tube formation. Bases 15 to 2147 code for a protein of 710 amino acids. Gene Ontology annotation, cellular component: centrosome; centriole. Lineage: Eukaryota; Metazoa; Chordata; Testudines; Emydidae. The record is from RefSeq and is a predicted model, not a curated record. The transcript has 18 exons.